AUGUCGUUUGCAACAAAAUCAUCAUCCUUCGCUUCCAAUAAGGAGUUCUCGUUCAUGAAUACGACUGCUCCAUCCAAGGACAGAAAGUUGCCAUUCCUUCCGGGUUUUACGUUUGAUGAUAAGUUCAUUAAGGAGAGGCACCACAAAUCACAAUUGCUCGCAUACAAGAAUCACAUUCCGGUCGUCCACGAUUAUGAUGUUCCUGUUGAGGUGGAUGAAUUACAGACCGAGACUGAAAAACUUGCAGACAUGUUGAGAAGUACAACCCAACUCUACAAAUCGACAACAACCAACGAAACAAAACAAAAAGAGAACUGGCUUUCUCUUGAGAAGAAAGUUCUCAGAUUCUAUGCCUAUUUCAAAGAAGGAGUUCAUGAAAGUCCAGUUGAACAAAGUAGAGUCAGAAAAUGUGUCAUUUUCUAUUAUCUUGAAGAUGAUACCAUGCAUAUCAGCGAACCAAAACAAGACAACUCUGGCAUUCCUCAGGGAACCCUUGUAAAGAGACAUCGCAUUCCAAGAGACAGAAUUCAAGGAAAUUCCAAUGUCUAUUAUACAAUUGAUGAUCUCAAUGUUGGAAGAGAGAUUACCGUGUACGGAAAGACCUUUAGAAUUGUCGAUUGUGAUGCCUUCACUAGAGAUUUCUUCAACGGAAUUGGCGUUGAAGUUCCAGAGCCUGAACCUUAUCCAGGAGAUCAGUACACUGAGAAGCGAGAAAGUAUCCAGAAGAGCAUGAAUCCCUACAAGACUUUGUCUCCAAUGGAUCAAGACCUUAAGAAGUAUAUGGAAUACUCCUUUAAGGGAAAGAGAACCAAUCCAUCCAAGCAAGAGAAGGUGGCAGUCCAAAAGUUUCUUGCUUUUGACAGACAGGUUCUUCGCUUCUUCUGCGCUUGGGAUGAUACCGAGAAGUUGUAUGGUGACAAACGAUUCUUUGUAUUGGAGUACUAUUUGUCGGACGACACGAUGAAAAUUUCAGAAGUAUUUUCUGCCAACUCUGGUUAUGAUCCAUUCCCAGUCUUUUUGAAGAGACAAAAGGUGCCAAGAAUCAAGAAUUCUGCUAACGAGCCAACCACCUACUAUGAUGAAACAGACCUUGGUAUUGGAAAGAGAAUUAUCGUCUUCUCCAAGAACUUCCUCUUGUAUGACUGUGACCCAUUCACUAGAGAAUUUUAUGCCAAGAAGUAUGGCAUUACAGACAUGACACCCAUCGACGUCAAAGAUGCUCCAAAAACUGAAAUACAAUAUGAAGAGCCUCCAUACAAUGGAUUUGGUGAUGAAGAAGAUUCUUUGGGCUCUUGGAAGUAUCUCGUCAUUAAGCCACCAAAGAAAGAUGUUAAGAAGUAUAUCGAGAAUGACCACAAGCUCUUUAGAUAUUCAGCUGUGCUGGUGACCGAUAAACCAGAGGAUAAGGGACGAAAAUUCAUUCUUUCCUACUAUCUCUCAGACGACACCAUCUCUGUAUUUGAACCUGUACAAAGAAACAGUGGUGUCAUUGGUGGAAAGUUUUUGCAACGAUCCCGUGUCAAGAACGAAAGAGGAGAGUACUAUAAGGCAAACGAAACCUUUAUUGGAGCCACUUUGAACAUUAACAACUUUAUCUUUUAUUUGGAGGAAACAGAUGAAUUUACAGUGAAUUACAUGGAACAAAAUGCAGAACAAUUCCCUAAGGCUAAUAUUGAAAUUAUUAUGAACAAGAUUAGAAAACAUGUUCAAGACUCUUCCUUGGAAUAUAAAUUGAGAGAUGCUAUGGGAAGUGCUCAACGUGGAGCAAGAAUUGAAAUGGACGAAUUGCGUCAACUCUUGCAAAGCAUGGGCCUCGAUUUGGUUGAACACGAGUUGAUCACAAUUUUGAGACAUUUCAAAGCCAAUCAAGAUGGUACUAUUGAUUUGAGUGAAUUCAUUAAUGCGAUCACAUUUGGACCAGUUACCAGCACAAGGAAGGAGCAAGCUGUACAGCCUCAAAAGCAAAAAGACACGGUUUCAUUCAACAAUGCCUACAAGGUGUUCAAUGAAAAGAUAUCAACUAGAAGACUUUUAGUUCAUGACACCUUCAAAGUCAUGUCCGACAAGAGCGUGGACGGUUUGAUUGGAGAGACUGAAUUUAAGAAAGCAGUGCAAGAUCAUCUCAAGCUUAAUCUUUCUAAUGAUCAAGUGUCUUCAUUGGUUGAUCACUUCUUCCCUGAGACCAAGAAACGAUUAACCCUCAUUGAAUUUAUGAAGAUUAUUGAGGGAACCUCAACCUACUUGUAUUUAAAGAAUAAUAAGUAA
Naegleria fowleri is the source of this 2265-nucleotide messenger RNA. RefSeq lists its product as uncharacterized. The transcript has a single exon. Gene Ontology annotation, cellular component: axoneme; mitotic spindle. Bases 1 to 2265 code for a protein of 754 amino acids. Lineage: Eukaryota; Heterolobosea; Eutetramitea; Acrasida; Naegleriidae. Gene Ontology annotation, biological process: mitotic spindle organization; mitotic cytokinesis; cilium-dependent cell motility. Gene Ontology annotation, molecular function: calcium ion binding; alpha-tubulin binding. The record is from RefSeq and is a predicted model, not a curated record.